CCAAUGGCCCUUUUUCCUCCUGUAGUUUUGGCAUGGCGUAUGAUUUUAUUGAUUCAGUGGGAAAUGAUGUGGAUGUUGUCUCUGACUCUGAAAACAUAAAAAAGCUCCUGAAGAUUCCGUACAGCAAGUCCCAUGUGAGCAUGGCUGUGCACCGCAUAGGAAGGACCCUCUUACUUGAUGAGCUGGAUAUUCAAGAACUCUUUAUGAGAUCAUCUCAGACUGGUGAUUGGACCUGGUUGAAAGAGUUUUAUCAAAGACUGAUAGAUCAGAAGUGGCAGAGAAAGAAAAAGAGCAAAGAACACUGGUACCAGAAGGCCAUCCUAUCCAAAUUUCUGUAUUACAGUAUCAAUGGUGAUGGAGCCGCCCAGCCUGUCCCACCCGCUGCGCAGCAGCAGGAACCAUCUGCUUCUGAUGACACCCCUGACUCUGAAGGGGCUUCAUGGCCUGCUCCUUUUGAAAUGCCAUCUUCAGUUCCCGAAGACCCUAGUGCUUCCAGUCAGGGCAGUGAGCCUCUUGAGCCCUCAUGCAUAGUGGGGCGUGUGGCCUCAGCACCCAAAGAGCAAAGCCUGACUACUUUGUUCAAUGACGGGGAGAACAGUCAGGGACUUAAAAAUGAUUUUGUCCGGAACAUUUUGUGGACAUUUGAAGAUAUUCACAUGUUGGUUGGCUCUAACAUGCCUAUAUUUGGUGGAGGCAGAUACCCAGCAGUCAGCUUGCGUCUCAGGGAUAACAACAAACCAAUUAAUGUGCUAACUGGAAUUGACUAUUGGUUGGACAACUUGAUAUGCAAUGUACCAGAGCUUGUGAUGUGUUUUCAUGUAAAUGGAAUUGUACAGAAAUACGAAAUGAUAAAGACAGAAGAAAUUCCCAAUUUGGAAAACUCUAAUUUUUCUACUAAAGUCAUAAAAGACAUUGCACAGAAUAUUUUGUCAUUUCUGAAAUCUAAUUGUACCAAAGAAGGACAUACAUAUUGGCUCUUCAAAGCAAGUGGCAGUGACAUAGUAAAGCUGUAUGACCUCACCACUCUCUGUGAAGAGACCGAAGACAAAUACCAGAACCCGUUCACCAUGCCGGUGGCUGUUCUCCUGUAUAAGGUUGCUUGUAACAUGAUGAUGAAGAAAAAUCAAAACAAGAAGCACUAUGGUACCAUCAGAACAUUGCUGCUCAAUUGUGUUAAGUUGCUGGACAAAAGCAGACAUCCUCAGAUUAUUGCUUCAGCCAAUUACAUGCUUUCAGAGCUUUUUCAACUGGAUGAACCUAAAAAGGAAGAAAGUUCAGAAUCUCCUUUAAAUGAGAAUUCUGAUGAAAGCUACAGUGAAGAGGAGGAGGAGUUGCCCGACAGUGAUGAAAAUGGAUCCUAUAGUGCCAGCUCUGAUCCACCAGAUGAUAACAAAGCAGUGGCAAUAAUUAAGUCUGUUGGAGAAUUGUCGGUACCAGAAAAGUACAAGUCCAUUCAUCAGAUCAGACCCAGUUGUGCGUUUCCAGUUUGCCAUGACACAGAAGAACGCUGUAGACUUGUCCUUAGUUAUGUUCUGGAGGGUUUAAAAUCUGUAGAUAGCAGCAUCAAAAAAGAAAGUGACCUUCCUGCGGCUGACCCCAGCACCCCAAUCCCCUUAAAAUAUGAGGACGAAUCUGCAAGAGGAGGCCCUGAAGGGUUAGAGAAGCAGAUGGCCUUGUUUUUAGACAAAAUGGGCUCUCUUCAGAAGGGUAAUUGUUCCAGUCAAUCUGGAAUGAUACCUGGUUCUUGGCAACAUAAAAUGAAGCUUCAGCUGAUUCUCAAGUCAUCUAAAGCCUAUUACAUCCUGUCUGACGCUGCCAUGAGUCUCCAGAAGUAUGGUAGAGCGCUGCGAUACAUCAAGCUGGCGUUGCAGAGCCACGAUACUUACUGCUGUCUCUGCACUAAUAUGCUUUCUGAAGUGCUGCUAUUCCUGUCUCAAUAUUUGACACUCUGUGGUGAUAUCCAACUCAUGCUGGCCCAGAAUGCAAAUAAUAGAGCAGCACACCUGGAAGAAUUCAAUUACCAAACUAAAGAGGAUCAGGAGAUCCUGCAUAGUCUGCACAGGGAGUCCAGUUGUCAAGGAUUUGCAUGGGCAACUGACUUGUCUACAGAUUUGGAAAGUCAACUCUCAGUUAGCUGUAAAUGCUAUGAGGCUGCUAAUGAAAUCUUGCAAUUUAGUGACUUAAAAAGCCAGAAUCCAGAGCACUAUGUACAAGUAUUGAAGAGAAUGGGUAACAUUAGAAAUGAAAUUGGUGUGUUUUAUAUGAAUCAAGCUGCUGCAGUACAGAGUGAGAGAAUGGUGAGCAAAUCUGUGUCUGCUGCAGAGCAACAGUUGUGGAAAAAAAGCUUUUCUUGUUUUGAAAAGGGAAUUCACAACUUUGAGUCGAUUGAUGAUGCCACAAAUGCUGCCCUUCUGUUGUGUAACACGGGAAGACUCAUGCGAAUUUGUGCACAGGCACACUGUGGCGCGGGGGAUGAACUCAAACGUGAAUUUUCUCCAGAAGAGGGCUUGUAUUACAACAAGGCUGUUGAUUACUAUUUGAAAGCUCUGAGGUCUUUGGGAACACGAGACACACACCCAGCUGUUUGGGAUUCUGUGAACUGGGAGUUAUCUACUACAUACUUUACCAUGGCCACUCUGCAGCAAGAUUAUGCACCGUUGUCCAGAAAAGCUCAGGAGCAGAUUGAGAAAGAAGUCAGUGAGGCUAUGAUGAAGUCCUUGAAAUACUGUGACAUUGACUCUGUGUCUGCCCGUCAGCCUCUCUGUCAGUAUCGAGCUGCAACCAUCCACCACAGGCUGGCUUCCAUGUACCACAGCUGUCUAAGGAACCAGGUUGGCGAUGAACAUCUCAGGAAGCAGCACCGUGCCUUGGCAGAGCUGCAUUACAGCAAAGCAGUAAAGCUUUUUCUGCUUCUCAGGGAUGCCCCGUGUGAACUGCUCAGAGUGCAGCUGGAGAGGGUGGCGUUUGCAGAGUUUCAGAUGACCAGUCAGAAUAGCAAUGUUGGGAAGUUAAAAACAUUGUCUGGAGCUCUUGACAUCAUGGUGAGAACUGAACAUGCAUUCCAGCUCAUCCAGAAGGAGCUCAUGGAGGAGUUUGACCAGCCUAAGGAUGGAGGGACUGCUCCAGCUGCUGAUUCUUCUCCUGGACUUAAUCGAGAGGAGGUGACAAAGCUCCUCAGUAUAUUUGAAUCUCGACUUUCAUUCCUUCUCCUUCAGUCCAUCAAACUGCUGUCCUCAACUAAAAAGAAAGCAAGUAACAUUGAAGAAGAUGCAGUCCUGAAAAACAACAAGCAGGUGUAUUCCCAGCUUUUGAGAGCGACUGCGAACAAAAGUGCCACUCUAGUGGAAAGGAUUGGUGUCGUCAUCCGUCUGCUGGAGCAGCUCUCCCGGGGGGCCGAGGAAGUGGGCAGCACCGGUGGCGGCGCCGUCCCAUGAGCACACAGAGCACGCCUGCAGUCGCUGUCAGUGCCUUCCACGCCAAGCGGCCCUGUCCAGCCUCUCUGCUGUCCCAUUGAAGGUGAGGAGAUGCUGCGUGAACAGGUGAGCAGCAGAGGCAGUCAUUUCCAGCGCGGACAGAGGCGGACGGUGGAGUCCUCUGCAAAGCUGCUGCUUCUGAAGUGCUUGAGGCAGAAGCAAGAGGGCUGCUCCAGCGCUGUGCUCUCUGUGCGAAGCACAUGGCACCUUGGUUUCCAUGGACUUUGUGAUGCAAUUACACUAGCGCUACACGAGUUUAAGAUCUGAUUAUUUUGGAAAAAAUGUUACUUUGGUUUAGAGACUUAUCCAGAUAAUUUUGUAAGUUCAAAUGAGUUAAACUUGCUGUAUAUCUACAGUGUUUCCUUCUAAAAUGCACAAAAACAAGGGCCCUUUUUAAGGUGUAGUGGGAGAUUUUUCAAAGAUAAACCUUGUGCAGUCUGUAUUUGAUGCAUGUUCUGACGGGGUUUUGUGUGAGAGUUGAUAAAGACUAGGUACUACCCCCUUUUCAUAUAAACCCAAAACUGUGAAUAAGGUAAGAAAACUAUUUUGAAUAAAUAAGCUAUUUAUUUAAAAUAU
This is a messenger RNA of Dipodomys ordii (Ord's kangaroo rat), 4049 nucleotides long. RefSeq names its product erythroid differentiation regulatory factor 1 (gene Edrf1). The transcript is spliced from 23 exons. Gene Ontology annotation, biological process: positive regulation of DNA-templated transcription. Bases 33 to 3434 code for a protein of 1133 amino acids. NCBI's taxonomy places the organism in Eukaryota, Metazoa, Chordata, Mammalia, Rodentia, Heteromyidae. The record is from RefSeq and is a predicted model, not a curated record.